Melopsittacus undulatus (budgerigar) is the source of this 1960-nucleotide messenger RNA. It is a transcript of the gene CD96, whose product is annotated as CD96 molecule. The record is from RefSeq and is a predicted model, not a curated record. The coding region runs from base 1 to 1920 and encodes 639 amino acids. Gene Ontology annotation, biological process: cell-matrix adhesion; inflammatory response. The transcript has 15 exons. Lineage: Eukaryota; Metazoa; Chordata; Aves; Psittaciformes; Psittaculidae.
AUGAGCGUGGCCAUGUUGCACAUCUGCCUGUCUGCACAGGGCAGAUCAUUUCAACUUCCUUUUCAGAGACGCUGCAAGCAGCAGGCCAAGAGAGCUAUGUAUUUACCAGAGCAUCAUCGGGUGAGGAUGGGAAAAAGGGGCCUCUUCUCCCUCCUUGGUUUGCUGUUGGUGGUCAGCAUUGCAGGACAGCCCACAGAUGUCAUUACAGAAACAGAAGUGGUCCACGCUUUGCCAGGUACUGACGUGACCCUGCUAUGCAGCUUCCCAAAGCCACACGGCACCUACAUCAUACAGACACAGUGGUCCAAGACUGAUGGCACACAGCUUACCAGAAUAGCCGUUUAUCACCCUGUUUAUGGCACCCAUUACUUCACCUUUCCUGAGGCUUCUUACAACGUUUCGGUGUCCUUCAGCACGAGGAAUUGCUGCAGCUGGGAUGAGACGCAGGCUUUGUGUUCCCCUGAUCCAGAUGCCAAGGCUGAAUGCACUCGGUGGGCUCUGCAUCUGAAAAACGUUACCAUUUCCCUUAGUGGGCAGUAUGAGUGCAGUUUUGCUACCUACCCUUAUGGGACAAAGGCUGCAAAAAUCCAACUUCUUGUCAAGGCAGAAGAGGAGCAGCACAACGUGAAGGAAGUGUGGUUAAACCAGACGUUAGAAAUUCCAUGCCUUGGGGACACGGCCUCAGAAGAUUUGUCCCAUUAUCCUUUGAAAUGGCUCGUGGAGCAAGAUGGCAUGAAAGAGGAGCUUGUAACCAAGGAGCCCUCCUGUCCUGCAGUGUACAGGAACAGCAGCAUGCUGUAUGGGCAGAGAGUCCUCCUGGGUGUGAAUAAUGCCCUUAAGCUUUUCCCCACCAGAAUCACAGACAAUGGCAAGGUGUUUUCCUGCCAUGUGGUGUCCCAUCCGGAGAGAGUCCAGAAGAGCAGCACCACUGUGAGAGUGUUCGCCUACCCCGAGAUCUCUGUUGGCCUGCAGGAGGGUGCUGCUGGCACUGCAGAGAAGCCUAACGUGACCUGCAUCGUGAGGAAGGUAUUUCCCAAGCCAAGCCUUGUGUGGUACGUGGACAGAGAGAGCUUGACGGAGCAGCCUGGAGGAAUUUCUGUUGAACAAGAAGACUCGCAAGACAAUGAAGGUUUCUAUCAGCUGAGAUCAACGCUGGUGUUUCAAGGGACCCACCAGACGUCUAAGACAUUCUUGUGUGUGUGUCUGUUUUCCUUCGCUGGGAAUGGAACAUGGAAUAUUUCAUCAAAAGAAAUAUUUGUUACCUUCGACAAUAAGCCUAAUGAAGCCUCAUCCAAAGCUUUCCCCACCACGGCUUCAGAAGACCUCAGUAACUCAGCACUUCCAUCAGCUGUUAUGACUACCUCAAAGCACCAGCUGACAUCUUCGGCCUCUCUGGACUUCAGAAGUCAAGCAAGCUUGCCUCCUGCUUCCAUGACACAAGGAGCACUGAUUUCUAUAGCAGAAACAAAACCCCAUACCAGCUCCACAGCAUUUAAUGAGAGAUUGACAACAGCAUAUUUGAAUGAUUCCAUCACUGAAUCCCCUCAAAGCCUCAGGAAUGCCAUGCGCUUCUCCAAGAACACAACCCUGGUGUAUCGUAACCUGUCCUUCAGCAUCACCGACCAGCCAAUUUCAGUUACCAGAAGGGAUGGUUUCUUUACUGCCAGCAGUCUGCUCAAUACUACUGGUGGUGUGCUGAACAUGAAAGCCAGUCACUUCCCUUGGCCAACCGUGGUAGCUGUCCUGCUCCUCUCCUGCAGUUUUCUAAUAGCCCUGGGCAUCAGGAAAUGGUGUCAGUACCAAAAAGAGAUAAUGGACAGACCCCCAUCUUUCAAGCCACCGCCACCUCCAAUAAAGUAUACCUGCAUGGUGGAAUCUGAUGGGACCCCCCCAUCCUGCCACGAGCUGGAAAACCUGUAGCAUGGACUACAAUUAAAAGGCUUUGUCUUGAAAACAGCGA